This is a messenger RNA of Aspergillus campestris IBT 28561, 2635 nucleotides long. Its product is annotated as putative ATP dependent RNA helicase. Lineage: Eukaryota; Fungi; Ascomycota; Eurotiomycetes; Eurotiales; Aspergillaceae. The record is from RefSeq and is a predicted model, not a curated record. Gene Ontology annotation, cellular component: intracellular anatomical structure. The transcript is spliced from 3 exons. The coding region runs from base 196 to 2553 and encodes 785 amino acids. Gene Ontology annotation, molecular function: RNA binding.
CUGUACCCAUGGCGAACCUCCCUCUGCACCACCGAUUCUUGUGUUUUCCAUUCAUCUCUCCUCAACCCUCCUUCGUUUGCGUCAUUCCGGGAUUUUCGUCGCUGGAUUCCGGUGGUUGAGGAAGUCAUUGAAUUUUCUCCGAUUCCCGUCUCUAUUCCCCGCCUUUGGGACGAAUAAAGCCUUCUCCGACAAGCCAUGCCCCCGAAUAAUAAGAAGAAGAAGAAGCCCGCCGCCAAUCCGGCUCGAGGCUUUGCUACGGUCUCUAUUCCGUCCAAACCCAAGUCGACGCCGACCGAGUCGACCGCCCCGACGUCGACCGCAGAGUCGAAAUCCGUCUCCGAGAGUGAUCGUCCGACCCCCGCAGAGGCAACGCAAUCGGUGGCGGAGAAGAAGCCAGAGGAUCACUCGCUGCAGAACUACUCGCCCGAGGAGCUGGAGAAACACUUGGAGGAUGCGGAGCUGCAAAUCUUGGUGGAGAAAUAUGCGUCGAAGUGUAAAAAUGACGCCGCCCGGCAGGUCACCAAGGUGGAGACCGAACGGCGGAUUUUCCGUCAACAGGCGGUUCCAUUGAAUCUGUUGGAGUGGCUCCCGGCGGAUAUUGUGAGUUCCGUCCUUCGACUGGCCGAGAUGGAAGAGUCCGAACUCAGUCCGGGGUCGGGACGCGAUUCGAAUGCUACGAAGAAGCCCGUCUCGGAAGAGGAGCUGUAUAUGAGGUUGUGGAGCUUGAGGGCGACGCUCCUCCGGCUUGGAUUUCCCCAGGAGAAAGUCGAAGAAGCGUUGAAACAUCUCCUGCAGUACUAUUCCAAUAACUUCAUCUCGACAAACCGGGAAAUGGUUUGCAAUUUUGACGAGGCUCUGGACUGGCUCGCCAUGCACUGUGAGCCGCGUGAACUACCGUCAUAUACGCAGACAAAUUCCCAAUCGCGCAGUGACGCCGACCGAAAUAUCUCCUGGAUCGCCGACCGCGAGCAAGAAAACACCUCCGCGCCGAAACCGUCCCAAAACAGCGGCAAACCACCAAAGCCAAAAGACGACGUGAAGCUGCCACUUCCUUCUGAUCCUUACGAGUCGGAUGUCUCCCUCGAUCCGGACACUCUGCUCCCGAAGUACUUGGAGUUACAGACUCGACUAUAUAAUCUUCGACCGGAGGUCUUCGACAAGCCGAAGAAAGGGAAGAAGGGGGCAUCGGGAAGCCUUGGGGCGGGUGCGGACGGCCCUCAAAUAGCAAGCAUCCAGCGCCAAAUCGCAAGCAUCCUGAACGACGUACUGUUUGAUCGUGCGGAGGCGGAGUAUCGGUGGCAGGAGAAGCUCGACGAUCUCAGGAAGGAAGCGUCGUUCCUCCGGCGCAGUGCUCCCGAGGCAAAGAAUACUCCCAAAGAAACCGAAACCAACGAGCAGAAGGAAGAAAAGGCCAUCGAACCGGGCAAUGCAUCACCGGCAGCGGAGGAUAACGAGGCAGCUGGGGAUCUCCUGGGCGAUAUGUUUCAAGGGGAGGAGGAGCCAGUGUUGGAACUUGGUGUGAUUACAGAAGAGCUCAACAACGCGGCUGUCACAUCGCGUGAUUUUGGCAAGUGGACUGGUCUGAGUCCUCGGCGUGUUCUGGAGGAGACAUGCAAGGCAAGGGACACCGGGUGCAAAAUCAUCUACAAAGACUUUUCUUCGUCAUCGCAUCUGAACCGGAUGGCGGUCGAAGUAAGAUGGUCUAAACCGCAGGACCUACCUUUCCCCUUCGUCUGGGACACGACUACAGUCAAUUCGAACUCAUACGCCACCUUUGUCUCCAUGGAUUCUAUUGCAACACCGACUUCCCAGCAAGCGGAGUCGUUCGUCUCGACGCUUGCUUUGUUCGUCCUGUUUCCUCAAAGCUCCAAAGAAGGCAAGGCAUACCUGCGCAUUCCGGCGGUAUGGCGAGAUCUCUGGACCGAGUUCUCCACCGCAAAGAAGACGCAGGAAGACGAGGCGGACAAGGCUACCAUACGCACGCUGAAAGGACUUGUCCAGGAGAACCACGGUGCACUCGAAGACGAUAUCGUGCUGGCGGCUAACUUCCGAAAGAGGAAUGGAACCCCUAGAAAGGGCCAGUCCCCAGUAAGAGCGACCAGCAAAGAAAACGCUGGUUUCGAUCCGCUAUUGAAGAAGAUCUGGGAUGAUAAGGCAUCGACUCAUUCGUUCCAGCUCAUGAUGCAGGGCAGAAUGAACCUUCCGAUCUGGAGCUUCAAGGACGAGAUUGUGCAUAUGCUAGACACCCACCACGCGCUGAUCAUUUGCAGUGAGACGGGAAGCGGAAAGAGUACGCAGAUUCCGUCUUUCAUCCUCGAGCACGAGAUGCAACAGGGUCGUCCGUGCAAGAUCUAUGUUACCGAGCCACGGAGGAUCUCGGCCAUUUCGUUGGCUCGCCGAGUCAGUGAGGAGUUGGGGGAGAGCAAGAAUGACGUGGGAACGGCCCGGUCUUUCAUUGGAUUUGCGGUCCGGCUGGAGAGCAAGGUCAGCCAAUCCACACGGCUGGUAUAUGCGUAUGUUUUCCUGUGCCCAUUUCCAAACGCACUCGACUAAUUUGCGGCAGAACGACCGGAGUGGUAGUGAGAAUGUUAGAGCGGCCUGAUGACUUCCUAGACAUUACCCAUGUGGUUCUCGA